AUGAUUUCGUUCAUAAUUCGCAGCGCUUUUUUCAUCCCAGCCUUCGAUUCCGCUGAUGAAACAAGAACUCACCUCAUUGAAAACCUAAGAAUAAUUUCUAAUGGAACAAAAGAUUUCCGCAACGUUGAUGCUCAAGAACUACCUGGUCAGAUCUUGGUAAAAGAAAACUCAAACUACGAGCUCGUGGAAAUCGGGAAUUUUGUGUCGAGAUGUCGAGUUUUAUGGAAAUGA
Oikopleura dioica is the source of this 231-nucleotide messenger RNA. The record is from the annotation of a GenBank genome assembly. Lineage: Eukaryota; Metazoa; Chordata; Appendicularia; Copelata; Oikopleuridae.